CAUGGCGGCUUCUUACCUGCAAUGAAAGCGUCAAGCGAAGGUUGAGCAAAGUUUUACCAGAACUUCAACGAUAUUUGCGGCUCAAUUGCUGCAAAAAUGAGUGACUGGGAGGAAGCAAGCGAAGAUUACACGAGCCCUUCUGAAAAUUCUUACAUACCACCCCAAGGGAGAGGAUGGUAUGGAAAGCCCUGCAGCAACGAUGGAAAUUUCAGUGAAAGACGACCUGGAUUCGGCCGUGGACGAGCAAAUCGCUUCGGAAAUGCAACAGAUAACAGAAAUGAUACAUAUAACACAGCGCAGAAGAAUGGAUUCCAAGUUGAUUCAAGUUCUCGAGGUUAUGGACGGGGAGGAGGAGGGUUUGGACGCGUAAACAGAGAUGACUCGAACUAUUCACGUGGCGCGGGUGAGAAUCGAAGUGACAACUUUGGCAGAGGUGGUGGUGAAAACGGUUUUAGCGGGAGCUGGAGAGACAGAGGAAACAGAGAAAGUUCAGGCGGCUUUGGACGCUCACGUGGAGGUCAAGGACGCGAAAGAAACUCUACUGAGAUGAUGGUUCCCUCAGACGAAAUUCGCUUCAUAAUUGGUUGGUUACUGUUGUUGAUACACAUUGUGAAUCUAUUAACAUUCUUCAGCUUUUAUAGUACUCCUUGUUGUGACCUUUUCAAACGCAUUUUAAAUGUGCGUUUCGGAUUUUAACUCUCCCCUUGUUUUCCUGUCCACUUUGUAACUACUCAGAUAUCCCAGAGUUGUUGUCCCAGUUUGUUGUUUUCUAAAGGUAGCUCGAACAGUGGCACAACAUUGUAUGGAGGGGAUGAGGGAGGAAAAGCUAUAUUUUCCCCUUGUGAAGUCAGGAAAAUGCCAAAAAGCCCCUUUAGGGCAAAUUGUCUCAACUCAUUUUGUCGCCAAUUGUAGCUUUUGAUGAAAAUACUGGGAACCCUGGAUUUCACAGGUUCAGAGCACUGGGCUCCCCUCAAUUUUCCUGAGAGCACAGCCAUAUGUAUACUGAGUAUUUAAAGCUUUUUCAGUGAUACAGCUUGGAAAGUAGGGGGUAUUCAGCAGCCACUUCUGAACAUGUUGCCAACUAGGAGUUACCUCAGAGUAACAGGGGAACCCGGAGAUAAAAAGUACCAAGACACUAAAAUAAUUUUUUUAUUUUGUUUUUAACCAUAUUGCACCAUCAGGGUGGUAAUCAUUAAUACAGGGGAUAAAUUACGUAGGGGUGUAUUAUAGUGGGGUAUUGACUGAAUCAUGAAAUAACCCAGUCACCCCAGCAAGUAGCAAGAGUGGCUUUUUAACCCAGUGUUGCCAAACUGGUGUGUUGAUGAAUGUAAUAUAGCAGCUCUUUUUGUAGAGCUUGGUUGAUUUGGAUCUGAUUCCUGUGUAAGUCAAGUCAAACACAAAUUGUUAAAAAAGGACACCAUCUGCCUCAGAGAAGUUGUUUGCCUGUAUGGUUACAGACUCAGAAUGUUAGUUAGCCUUCAUUAGUCAUUUGCUCAUGCUCAUCUUUGCGAGAUGUCUGCCUUGUAAGGUUGAUACAUCAUACCCUUGAAAUAUAUGAGCAUACAACUAAAAAAAACCAUUGACUACUGUGGAAGUGACUAAGUGUGUACACCAUGAAAGUAUAUUUUUUCCCAUUGCUUACCGUAAUUUGUAAUCAUUUGCAAAAUUUAAUUUUUUUUUUGGAUAUUAAUUUUAUUCCCGUAUUUCCAUAUUUUGGUUUUAGGUAAAGGGGGCCAAAAAAUAAGGGAAAUGCAGGAACAAAGUGGAGCCUACAUCAAGGUGUGUAAGGAAACAUUAAUAUGAGCAAUUUCAAAGUAAUUUUUAUUAUCUGAGAGUUUUGAAUUAGUUGGCUGAUUUUGCAUCUUUUAGUCUGGAAAUAAUCAGAGCAACAGCCCUGCAUAAAGGUGAAGUAGGCCGUGAUUUUCAGAAGCUGUUGACUAUUUUUGACAAACCUGUAACAAUGAAGAAUAUAGUAUCCAGGCAAGUCAGCCUGGAAAGCUAUUCAAGGUCAAGGGAAAUGAAAUUUAGUUUGAGUUAGUUGGCAAUUUGAGUUAUCCGAGUUUGAGUUAACUGAGUAAGAAUGACUGAAAAGUGAGGUGAAAUCCAAGGGAAUUGGGCUUAGUUCAAGUUAGCAGGGAGUUGGAGUUAUUAGGGUUCUUCUGUCGUGUCAAUGGUCUUUAGAUAAUCAUUUGCAUGAAAUGUUAUUUAAACCUCUUAUGUAAUAUUGUGCAAUGCAUUUUUCUUUUUCUUGCUACCAAUAUUUUUAAAUGUCUAGUGACCAUUUUAUAAUUUUAGGUCUCCAAAAGGCGACUUUGAAAAGAGUAGAGCAUGGGCACUAAGCUGCCAUUUGUACAUGUAUCUAUUGGUCUCAAAUGGAAUUCACAUGAGAAUGUUUACAGCCUUCCGAAUCUCAUGAAUCUUUAUUGUAAACUAUCAACAAUAUUAUUAUACAUGUAGACACAUGAUGUACAUCAUUGGAGUUAUUUCAUGUUUUGUUUUAUCAGGUAAAGAAAGACGGUGCCACAUACUCUGAAACACCAGUUGAAAUUUCUGGGAAUGAUGAUGCAAUUAAAAAGGCCAAAGAACUGAUUGAACAAAUCAUCAGCCCUCAGUCUUCCGUAAUCAACAGUAUGGGAGGUACUUGUUAUAAAUUCCUCAAACCUCGUUGUUGUUACAUAAAGUUAACACUAGGUGAAUCACUUCUCUGUAUGGAGCAGCGUGCAAAGAAAGUAGUGUCUGAUAGCCCCGGGGCUAGUGGAUUUGAUAUUGAUAUUGUUACACAAACCAUCACAGUUCCUCACAGUUGUAUGGGGCAGCUCUGCUACAUGUUUCUUUUAUCUGGCCUGGUAUUUUGCCUGGGUCGAAGCUUCAGCCCACGAUGAUCCCAUCUUAUCCAGGUCUUCCACAAUGGUUUUCUACCAUGUUGUUCUUGGCCUGCCUUUUUUUCAUCUUCCUUGUGGUACCCAGACCAUAACCUAGGCAAAUGGAGGAAUUCUCUUUGUGGUCAGUCAGGAUAGAUGACUAAACUAUAGCAGCCAUUUCUUCAGUCCUCAGAAGACAAGUCAGUUUAAAUUGCUGUUUAGUUCAGCUUCAAAUCCUUUGGUUGAAAAUUGUGUCAGUCUGAUAUUAUAUCUAGUUAGUAUUUCAGCAUAUCUAGCUAGUUCUGAAUUUUGGAACAGUUGAACUUCUUAUUCUUGGAUAUUUGAAAUGUACAUGUAUGAAGGUUUGUGUUAUGUUCAAAUCACUGAUUUUUAUUUCAAAUGUCAUGAUUUGAUUUUCAAUUGGUUUUUUAGGUCUGUCCAUGGAAAAUGGUGAUUCAAAGGGAAGGUUGGUAUUUAUGCAUAUUUUUUUUUUACAUUAUUACAUUGUAAAGGUCCAUACUUAGUCACCUUAUGCUGUAGUUCAUAUUCAUUCUAGUUCAAAUUUGUCACUUGCACUUUUUAAGUAUUGUUUAUUAUAUGUUGUUGUUGUUGUUUUCUAUUUUAAGCUCCCAGUCUUCGACUCCCUUUAAACCCAUUCCUUGGGCUCGACUGAAAGAGGAAAGAGCUGAAAGAGAGGCUGCUAGAUGGGCAGGUAGAGCUAAAUGUGCUGUUUUCAUGAACUUGUUCAUCCUCAUCAGCUGCCUUGAUUUAUAACGGCCAGUUGUUAAAGUGGAAUUCAUAAUGUCCCGCAAAAAAACAGAAAAUUUUAUAUGUGAGAAACUGAGUCCACUACACAUGUUACAGGUCAAAAUUAUAUUCAGGUUAAAAUUUUUUAACCUAGGUUGAUUCUCUAUUUUGUUUGUCUCCCAGCCCUAGUUAUUCGUGAAUUAGGGCCAGGAAAGAAAGGAAAUUGAGAAUCAACCUUGGUUUAUUUUUAACCUGAAUAUAAUUUUGACCUGUAGCUGUAACUUGUUCAUCCUCAUCAGCUGCCUUGAUUUAUAACGGCCAGUUGUUGAAGUGGAAUUCAUAAUGUCCCGCAAAAACAGAAAAUUUUAUAUGUAAGAAACUGAGUCCACUACACAUGUUACAGGUCAAAAUUAUAUUCAGGUUAAAAUUUUUUAACCUAGGUUGAUUCUCUAUUUCGUUUGUCUCCCAGCCCUAGUUAUUCGUGAAUUAGGGCCAGGAAAGAAAGGAAAUUGAGAAUCAACCUUGGUUUAUUUUAACCUGAAUAUAAUUUUGAUCUGUAACUCUUGUACUUUUAUUAAUUCUCUCAUUAUCAAAGCUCACAACUUACAUUGGCAAAGAAAAAAAGCCUGUUCAUGGUAUAUCUUAUGUUUGAUCGUAAUGUCCAGGAUUCCAUUUCCAAGCCCUAGGAUUUCAAACUGCUUGGAAAUCACUGCAUAGAAUUAAAUCAGUAUUAUUUUUUGAUAAUGCAUUGUAAUUUAAGUCUAAGUUUGACUGUGGCUGUUCACACACCUUCUCUGUUUACAACAUCCAGAUCUUCCACCUAUCAAGAAAAUCUUCUAUAAUGAGCAUCCAUCUGUGGCAAACAUGGAGGAAGAGGAAGUAGAAAAAUUCAGGUAUGUUCAAGAAUAAAAUAAUAUUGUGCUUUCAUGGAUUUGAUUUGUGUACAUUUUAUGAACUUUAAAAAGUCAAACCUGGGUGAUGAAAGAUUUACCAAAGCAUUGUUUCCUCUUAAAAGUGUUUGCAUACCAUUCAUGUACCAAUGAAUUACCGUAAAAACUCGUGUAUAAGCCGCACCUUUUUGCCGAAAUUUUGAGUCAAAAAUCGCGGGUGCGGCUUAUACACGAGACCAUUGCUCUCAAAGGGAGUAAACUGGCUUGUAGGGGUCACAAAUUGAACUGAAAACCUUCAGUAAAUAAAGAUUAAACAUAUUGAAACCUGUCGUUGAUCAUUGCUUUCAGCAGAAGUGGUGGCUCCUAAAGGAGCCGUUUGUUUGCAUCUGCAGGUUCUAUACCUGAAUCUUGCUCGCCAGUAGUUCUUUUAAGCGUUUCAUCUGCGCUUUGUUUGAGCAGUUAAACUCUAACUGGCAGGGAAUAUCCAUUCCUCCGCACAGCUGCUUACAGUGUCGUCUGCGACCGAUCACUUCAACGCUGAUUUCCCCACUACGUGCAAGAAAAUACCACGCUAUUCGAGAGAAUUCGCGAGGCAAAUGGCCGACCGUUUCGUCGUCCUUCACUACUUUCACGGCGUGUUUGUCCAUUGGGUUGUUAAACUCUCGUUUAGCAACAAGCUUUUCCCCGAUCGAUGGUUUCCAUACGUCUUUAUAAACAUCUGGUGUCCAGACUUCCCUCGUCAAAUAAACGCGUGGUUACUAAGCAAUCGUUUUGUAGCAUUCUCCAGCGCUUUAUUUUCAUUCCAUCGUUCCAUUUUCAUUUCAACUGUGGGCUUUAGCAAUGAAUAGAACUGUUGUCUUUCGCAGGAAAUGGGGAAUUUGAGUAAAGAGAACCUUUUAAAAGAUAUUUUCAGAGUUGACUAACUUAUUUAAAAUGUCACUGCAAAUACACAACAUUAAAUUUCCUCAAGUUUAUUUGUGAACAUUUUGAUGCGCGAACAAACGAUCACCUUUUUUACAAAAGCGCAUUUUUGGUUUUUUUUUUUUUUCAAAAUCAUGCUUGAAAGUUGGGGGUGCGGCUUAUACACGAGUGCGGCUUAUACACGAGUUUUUACGGUAGGUAAAAUAGAAGGGAAGAUUUUGUAUAAAACAUUUUUACUCAUGUGACAAGCAGCUACAUGUACAAGUAUGGAAGUAUAUUGCAACAAGAGAAGUCCUAGCUUGCAUUUAAAAAUAAGCGGGUCAAAUGUGUGGCUAAUCAUGUUAGCUACAGUCGUUCUAUUUUACAACACAAUAAAGGCUAAAAGAAAUAUGCAUCGUUAAACAACAGCAAUUAAAGGAUAAUGACUGCCACAGAAAUUACACGAACGGGAUAUUUCUGCAAAAACACAUUAAUCGAUUGAUCGAUCAAUCUAUUGAUCUUUGUAUCCUAUGGGACGCAUGCCAUGAAUUAUUUUGCAUCUUUGGGGAUUUUUAUGUGUCAGGGAUGCAGGACGCAGAGGUAGCAAAAUCACUGGUGGCCUUUGAGCAAAGUCUGAAGACAUUAGUUUGCUUUUGCUCUUUUUGUCUUGGUGUUCCUUUUGAAAUCAGUGGCCAAUCAAGUUAUCAAUUUAACAAGUUUCCAAGCAAAAGUGGCUUCCAUAACGUUAUACAAUAUAGACCGUUUUUAAUGAAGAAACAAUGUUACCAGCAGGUAUAUUAUUUUUAUCCCAGACGAAAGUCCACCAUGAUCUAUGGAUCUAGAGGUCCAGGUUUUCUAGCCAUGCCGUUUGCGUUGUUUCUAUAGACAAGGAACUUUACUCCACUUUGUCUCACUUUACCCAGGUGUACAUGUAUAAAUUGGUAUGGGCAACAUACUGCUGGGGGUAAUCCUGCGAGACUAACAUCCCAUCCAGGGGGGGAGUAGCAAUACUCCUAGGCAUUCUUCAUGCUAAGGAAACCAGGAUAAGCUCUGGCUGUUUGGGCCUUUGGCUUGUAUAGGCCAUUACCUUUACCUUUUUUGUGACAGUCCACCAUGAAUUGCAUACCCAGAGGAAAUUAUUUGUUUAUAAUUUUAUUAAAAUAAUUUUAAUCUUUUUUAAAGGUUUGACAACAAUAAAAUCACGGUAGAAAACUAUGGAGAAUCUGUACAAGACCGCCAAAUUCCAAACCCCAUUAGGACAUUCGGUGAAGCAUUUGCUGAUUAUCGUAAGUAAACCAGCCUUGAGGUAGAACGCAAGUCUAUCUCAGUGAUUGUUGUUGAUCGAUUGCUUUGAUUGUGUAAGAGUUGCUGUCAACCAACCACUUAAUUGUUUUCAGUAAUUCUAGCAACCUUAUGAAAACUAGCCUUAAUGUUUGUUUCUCCCAAAACUGUUCUAAUAAAUUUGAGCUUGCUAAGCAUUUAAUUUUCUGCCGGGGCAUUUGCAGCUGAGGUAAUGGAUGAGAUCAGUAAACAAGGAUUUGAACGACCAUCACCCAUUCAGGUACAGUAUGAAACAAAUAGAAACUAGUACAAGCUUGCUUUUUUACUUUCUUUUAUAUCUGAAACUUGUUGAGUGUUACAGUGGAACCCUUACUGUGCCAAGAAGCUGGAAAAAUCAUACAGCAAAAUGUUCCUUGCCUUUUACAAACUAUAACUGCAGCAAAAAAUGACUUUCAUGAUACAGAGUUGUUUGAAAUAAUUUAAUAGGGGUUCAUGGUGUUUAGGUUCCACUCUACCAGGGUAGGAAUCACAUUGUACUUCAAUUGUAUGAACAAAACAGCUAAAAAAAAACAGUACAUAAUCAUUUUGUUGAUUAAACCUGAUGUGAAUUGCCUCACAAAUUCCCAUCUCAAACCAGUGUACUUGAACGACAGAUCUAUAGUGUUUGGGGUUGGCUGAGAUUUCAUAUUUGAUCAUCUGAAAUAAUCAAGUUAACCAAAACAAUUGAUCAUUGAUUAUAAUCAGAAAAAUCUCUGUAUAACAAGUCCAUUAAAUGGAGUUUUUAUUAAAAAAUAUAUAUUUUUUUCUUUUGUGAACCACUUUAAUAAAGGACGCUCAUUUUGUGUGGUGUUUUAUAUCAGGACAAAAAUCAUAUGAAAUGUUUCAGAAAAGGGACAUCAAUAGAUUAUAACUGCAUCAUGAGCUUAUAAAAUGACAGCAAUUUACAGGUGUAAAUAAUUUUACUUGUCAAAAAUAGCUUGUGAUGUCCAAUUUAACACAUCUUCAAUACUCAAUUAUCACUUUGCUUAAAGUUUUCAAUCAAUGAUCAAUAGAAUUGUAAUAAUUAUCGAUGAUCGGCACACCACUUACUUGAACUGUAUCUGAAGAGAUGUACUAACCUGGGGCUUCAAUAAGCAACAAACGUUUCAUUUUGAGAUGCCAUCGUCAAAUUGGGUAUAUUUUGGCAAACAAAACAAUCUGCACCUCUCUUGGGUCAUUUGUUGUUUCCUAAAAAUACAGUUGUAGUUUGAACUAAGACACAACCUUGUUAAGUGGGGGUGGCAUGGGUCAGGCAAAGCUUCAUUUUUCACUUUUGAUGUAGAUAUUGGUGGCAAAAUGUGAGGAAUGUCCUUGGGGGCUAAGUUUCUCCACUAAUACUACUAAUACUACCUUUGUAAAUUACUUUGGGGCCAAUUUUUUGUAAUGAUUACAAAUUUAUCUUCUGUUGUCACAAGUUCCCAAAAUAAAAUUAAAAAAUCCAUAACAUCAAGUAGAUUUGGUGCCAUCUUUUUUCUCUGCAAUAAAGGCUCAAGCUUGAGUUGAAAGCUCAAUAUUUUGUUUGAUACAGUGGCAUGGAGAUUUUAAGUUUGGUUUCAAACUUAAGGGUUCUGUGGUAUUUUUCAUAUACUUCCAGUGCCAGUCCUGGCCCAUAGUUAUGUCUGGAAUGGAUCUGAUUGGGAUUGCACAGGUGAGAAAUAGCACGGUGAAACCCCGCCUUACGGCCACCUCGGUGAUACGGUCACCUCGUUAUUAUGGCCACUUUUUUGCCGCCUGGCAAAAACCGCCUUACAUUUUCUUGUUAAAUUCAACCACCCCGUAAAUAUGGCCAUUUUUUUUGGCCCAUUGGUGACCGUAUUAACAAUGUUCCACCGUAAAAUGAUACACCACUGCUUUUGUUAGCCAUUUCUACAAAGAAUCAGCAGCAUCAGGGUUGUCAAAAAGAUUUUGAGAUGUGGGAGAUUCAGAAAAAGUAGGUGGCUCUGGGAAAUGGAUCCUCUCCCCCCCUCCCCCCCACAGCCCCCCACAGGCAAGGGGUCCAUGGUAACUGUUGAACAAGCUCUUCCUAUGUGAAAGCGAAAUAAUCAGCAUGUCAUGAGCAUGGGACAAAGAAAAAAUUUGAGUCCCAGACAGGAUUCGAACCUAUGACCUCCCAAACACCAGGCGGGUGCUCCAUCCACUUGAGCUACGGAGAACACAUGGAGAGCGAGGCCAUAUACUAGGUUGAUAUUCGACACUCGUCCUGCAUACUGCUAGGAUCAGCAAUGUCGAUGUCCUAGAUUUUGUAAAUAAAAGCAAUCUUUUUGAUACUGAAUAGAAUUGAGACCAUAAAUAAGAGAAAUGCCUCCACUGUGUUCUCUGUUAGUUCAGUUUUAAGCUUUAGUGAUACCCCUUGUAAUCAUUUACCCACUUUACUUUUUUUUCCUUUUCUUUCUCUAGUAUUUUUGAUAUCACUUCAAUAUAAGUAUGUAAUAAACUGUACUGUUUGAGAAGUAAAUUAACUGUUGUUAGUAAAGUUUUUUUUUAAACGAACUGUUGUACAACUUUUAUUCCAUUUUUUUUAUCAGACAGGUACAGGAAAAACGUUAGCUUUUCUCCUUCCUGCUUUCCUGCACAUCGAUGGACAAGAAACGUAAAUAUACCAAUAUGCUCCUUUGUAACUUACAUGUAAAUGGUUGAUCAAUCGUGAGUUUGACGUCGGUAACUCCAAACAGUCUGACCGGUCCAGAAAAUUAAUGAUAUUUUGAUUUGGAUUUUAAGUGCCUGUAAUCAAUGAAUAUCAAAAUUUGUUAAGAUGUUUUUGCAUUUUGUAGUUCUGUAAUGGUUUUAAGUAUUUUGCAGUUUUUUGUAUUCACUAUUUAUGUCUGAAAAAUUAAUAAACAUUGUUAAACUACAAAAAAUGACAAUAAACAAUUUAUCAGUAUAUUAUUUUUAGUGCAAUUUACCAUAAGUGAUUUCUGAUAGACUGACAAAUGUUACUUCCAGUUUCCCCAGUCUUUGAUAUUAGACCACUUUUAUGUGACUCUUGGUCUAAUAUCACAUACUGGGGAACUUAAAAGUUCUGACUCAUUAUUGAUAGCACUACUUCAACUCUACACCUAGUUAAAAAAGGUUGAUGCAACUGCAUUGUUGUAUCUCCGACACAAGAACUUGCUUCACAAUUAAUUGAGGCUGUAGAAGAGAGGUUCCAUUUCCAAGGCAUUACACUCACUGUGCGUGAAUCCACUGGGGUGUUAAAAGGGGUACUGAAAAAAUUUAAUGCUCUGGGCUGUGAUGGACUGACAUCCCCUCCAAGGGGAGUAGAAAUAUUCCUAGUCACUUUAUUCUUCGGAAGCCAGGUUAAGCUCUGGCCUGAUAAACAACUUGGCACAAGACUUGAACUUAUCUUUUUCUUGAACUAUAGACCUCGUGACAAAAGGGGUGGUCCAACUGUCUUGGUCUUGUCUCCAACACGAGAACUGGCUUUGCAAAUUGAGGCUGAAGUUAAGAAGUUCCAUUACCGAGGCAUUAAAAGGUAAGUACACAUGUACUGGAAAACUGUGAAAUAUAGAAAUAUUAAUGAAAUGACUAGGUAUAUACCAAGUGAUUUUGUGCAAUCUAAGUGAGAGUCAUUUUCUUCUGCCCUAUUUUAUCACUAUCUGGCUCGUAACCAGGGCUGUGCUCUAUCAGAGCCCGGUGGCCUGUGGCGCCUAACUUUUGCCCUCGGGCGACUAGAAAAUCAUAUGCUCUGCACCCUAGAUUUUACAGCUUCAGAGCACUGGGCUCCCUUCAAUUUUCCUUAGAGCACAGCCUUGGUAACUUAUUAGAAGUGAGAGCUUGUAUGCCCAAAAUUCUAUGAUCACCUCUAUUGCAUGUGAAGUUUACUGUUUUUAAUGUCCUUUUUUUCUUCACCAUUUUAGCGUUUGUGUGUAUGGGGGUGCAAGCCGCAAGAACCAAAUACAGGUGGUACAGAAAGGAGUCGAAAUUGUCAUAGGUACUUACAUGUGUGUUGACGACUAAUGUCCGUAAUUAAAGUACAGUGUUCUUACCAGGAUCUUUACUUGGGUAGCCCCAGGGUCCCUUCUAAAAAAUAGGGGCCCUAGAGGAAACUAAAGGGGCAAACUUAUCUGCAUUCAGGUGUACAUCAACAAAAACCAUGAGAAAGGAAUAACAAGAGCCCACACUCUGAAUAGUACUCUAAGUAUUUAGUAAAAUCAACUAGUAGUCAAUUAUCAAUGCUGCAUUCUGAUUGGUUCAGCUACUACUAGGCUAUAUGUUAUAGCCCACUAGUGGGGAAAAGUGCCGGAUUUUUGGUUGCAAAAAAAGGAUUAAAGUCUUGCUUUAACUAGCUAAAGCAAUAUUUUUGACCAACUAGUUGGAUUUUACUAAAACAAUACAUUCCUCUCUCCCUCACGGCCUCUGAGUCAAUAGCCCAUUCGGCCUUCAGCCUCCUGGGCUAUUGACUCAGAGCCCAUUCAGGCUUGAGGAAUAAUUGUUAAGUAGGAUCCUGUGAUAGUUGAUUUGUGAUUCAAGAUGGUGGUCACAUGCCACUGCACUGCCAUCAAAGGUAAAGCUCAUGAUAAUAUUAAAAAUCAAUAACUUUUUGUACCUGUUAGCCCUACCUUCAUUCAUUUGCACUUGGGUUGAGAAAACAGCUAGACUGUUUCCUUGCUGGGCUGUCACUAAAAAUUCAAUUUUCUGGGUAAAUGUUAUUAGUAGGCAGGGAAUUCAACAGCAAGAAAGCUCUUUUGGUUCUCUAUCCAGUGUGUACAUGUUUUCCAUAUGUGACCCGUUUUGGGAAAACGUACACUAAUGAUAAUGCGUUAUCUGUUAGAAAACUUACAGAUAGCUAACGGAUAGUUAACGGCUUUUCUAAUGCUCUAAUGCCUACGGUUUGCCCAAAUGCUCAAACUAUUAAUUUAUUAUUGUCGACCAGUAGUAGAGAACCCUGGAGAUGAGGUUGAAAAAUAAUAUUAUAACAGUAAUAAAUUAAUACACUUUAUUUGAGUGUCAAUGUACAGUCUGCAUUUAGCACCAAAGUGCUUAAUGGAGACACUAUUGUUAUGUCCCCUACUGGAGAUGGGAUUGUCAUUUUACAUAUUCAUCCAAGCCAUGCGAAACUCUAGAGGUUUGCAGAGCCCCCGAGAUCCCAAGCACUGGUCUGGCCCUGUGAAUGGCACCUAGCACCUCCCACUCUUCAGUCCAGCACUGAAACAACUGAGCUAAUCCUGCUGCAGUAAAUAAUUAAUAGUAUUUCAUUAAUUUUUUAUCUUCUUUUGUCAGCUACUCCUGGAAGAUUAAAUGAUCUGCUUAUGAAUGAAAUUAUGGAUGUCAGAAGUGUGACAUAUUUGGUAAGAAUCAGGCUAAGCCUUUCUUUGUAGGCUUUUAUUUAAAUCAUAUUUCUCUCUCCUUAUAAUCUUUUGUUAAUUUACUGACCUGUGCAUCCGUAGGUUCUUGAUGAGGCAGAUAGGAUGCUUGAUAUGGGAUUUGAGCCAGAAAUCAAGAAAAUCCUUCUUGAUAUCAGACCUGACAGGCAGACAAUAAUGACCAGGUAGGUAAAAAGUAUUUGUUUUUCAAGGGCUUCAUUUUUAAAGCAAAUACAGUGUAUGUGGGUUGUAGCCUUAGUUAGAGACAGAGUGACAGAAACGCAAAUAACUCCAGACAAAGAUAAACUGCUGCUAUUGUGGUUCAUGAGUGUUGUCAAAGGUUGUAUUAUUCAGACUUCUAUGCACUAAGUCUUUACAAAUGACAUAUUACUUUGUUUUAUUUUGGUUACAGUGCAACAUGGCCAAAAGGAGUUCAAAGAAUGGCUGAUCAGUACUUAAAAAACCCAGUCAGAGUAUUUGUAGGGUCUCUGGAUUUAAAUGUAAGUACACAUAAAAUAUGUAUUGCUUUGACUUGCCCUGAGGGAAGUGGUAUUUUGUCUUUCAAGAAUCUGUCUCAGGAAACAUUGAGAUUCAAGGGAAACAAAAUAAUUAUUUACUACCAGGGCUAUCACUAAGAUUUCAAGCUGCCGAGUGUAUGGUAGGCAGGAAAUUGAAAAGCUUGGAAGUAUUUUUUUGGUUUUGUUUUCAGAAAAUAGCCAGGGGAAAUCCCCAGCCCCCCCUCAGUACUUGGUGGCAACUGUGUACUACAGUUUAGUUUCCCCAGGAACCAAUCAUUGAGUGAUAAAGCCAUAAAAAACUUUUAUGUGUUUAAAAAUAUAUCAAGUAGUCAACAUUUGUGGGUACUAACUUCUACUGUUACAUUGUACCCUCUAACAUCAUAGAUUUUGCAAUGCUGCCUGCUACAGUGUAAGAAACUUCUGGCAGAAAACAGUAAUUAUACUGUUUUAUUGUUAGAUGUCAUGAAGUAAUAUCAGCCAAUGUGACCAUGUGCUGUUGCGGGAAAACUUCGGCCAUACUUCAAAUUGGAUUGUUUUGUACAGUUUGAUGAUUCCAUUGUACAGUGUAGCCUUUGCUUUGUAAGUACCUAGAUCAAGAUAAUGCAAAGUUUAUCUCGACAGGCUUGUCACAAUGUCACUCAGCAUGUAGAAGUAUUGGAUCCCGCUGAUAAAAAAGAAAGGGUAAGUGUGUUCAUCACUGUUGCAAGGAGAAAAAGACAAGGCCCACGGCUUAACAUAACUGGUCUUUUUGGUGUAGGGCGAAAUUUUUUUUAACCUAGUUUGAUUUUCAAGUUUCUUUGUCUGCUAGCACUGAUGCAUGAAUAUUUAGGGCAAAAAGACAAAGAAAAUUGAGAAUCAACCUUAGUAAAAAAUUUUAACCUGAUUUUAAUUUUGACCUGUAAAACACAGCCAGCAUGAUCUUGCCAUUUUUUUUAAAGGCAUUGGGGCCCACUUCUUGAAAGUCCCGAUAAUUACUGGGCCUGGAAAUCUGUUGCUGUUGACAUUCAAGAUAGAGGUCUCCAUAGUUUUGCAGAUAACAUGACAUAACAUAGGGUCCACGCUCUUAUUCUUUGGAUUUCAGUUGAUUUGAAUGUUUGAUUUCGGGCCCAAAAAGUUACCUGGUGAUAAACAGGCUCCUGGUUGAACUUAUGACCUCAUGCCUAUCAAACAGGUACUCUACUCUUCUCUACUCUAGUCUACAAACCAUGUGGGAGGCAGCUUUCUUUUGUAAGAUUCCGAGAGAUUUUUAAUGUAUGCUCUGCUGAACUUUUAUUUGUCUACAUGACCAUGACCACGUGCCUUUCUUUAAACCCUGUUAACUGUAACAUGUUACAAAGGAGUUUGUAUAAUUUUUUUUUUAAUUUUUCCUUCCUCAGACUCUUGAUUUUAUUGCUUCCAUGAGUGAACAAGACAAAGUCCUAAUUUUCGUUGGGAAAAAAGUGAAGUAAGAAAAAUACCACUGUGCAGACAAUGUAGUUUUUGACAAUUUUUAAAACUGCCUUUCGUUAUUUUGUUUCUUCAAUUUUGUUAACAUGGUAACUGUGCAGACCCUUGUUACAUUUGAGGGGGGGUGGACUAGGGAAUUUUCGCGCCGCAGGAAUUUUUUCGUUGGCAUUUGCCUUGUAAGAAUUUUUCUAGGCCAGUGCAUGAAUAUUUUUUCGGGUUUCUUGGCUCGCAAGAAUUUUUUCAUUUAAUUCUCACCUGCACAAAUAUUUUUUGUACUUGCCCACCACCCUCCCCAUAAGUUUUCUAAUGGUCCGUCUCUUAUCUUUCCUAGAGCUGAUGACAUUGCAAGUGACUUCAUGUUGGCUGGAAUUCAAGGUGUUCAAUGCAUUCAUGGAGACAGGUUAGUGAGAGGUUAUCAUAACCCUCUAAGCCUUAAUAUCAACAUACAUAUUCUCCAGACUGAUCUUCAUACAUUUCUUUAAAGAAUUAGUUGAGAGAAUUUGUUAAAAGAUCAAUACAGCCAGGCCGUUCAUCUUCAAAGUAAACCAGUCUUUUUUUCAAAGGUUUUCACUAAAACCCCAUCCUUUCCGUGCAUUGUUUUUAGAACUGGGCAGAUCAGGUUGGACGGUUGUGAUUAGUUGUAAUACUCAUAAUGAAUGGUGUGGUCUUAGCGGCCAGUUCUCCAAGGGUGCUUACAUGUACCAGGGUUCGUACAGUCUUGAAAAGUCCUUGAAUUUUAGGGGAAGGCCUUAAAAAGUCCAUGAAUUCCAUUUUUCCUUGAAAAGUACUUAAAUUUCUGUGCAAGUCCAUGAAAAGUCCUUAAAUUUUCUUCUACUUUGAAUGUAGUGGCCUGGAAAGAAUUUUUGAUGCUUUUUGGUUGUCCAAGACAGAAUACAUGAGAAUAUUAAUCAUAGCUCAGAGAAUAUAAACUAUCAGUUAAAAACUAAACUAAACUAAACUAUUAAUUAUCAGUUAAAGACAAGUGAACUAAAAAAUGUAGAGAAGUUGGUGAAGCAAACAGUUUAAGCCUUAGUCUUAUUAGAGUAGACUGGGAAUGUGCAUUUUUGUACAAUCUGUGAAAUUAAAUUCCUAGCAGGUGGUCCUUGAAAAUCUAAUUUGGUCCUUGAAAAGUCCUUGAAAAAUGGUUGCAAUUUCUUAUAUGAACCCUGCACUCAGGUGGAAAUCUUAUGCGUAAAGGUAAAACUAGAAAAAUUGGCGUGGCGGUAGAGCGACCCGCGACAACGUAUGCCCAAAUCACAACCUCAUCCCCAGGGAUUUUCCCUCAAAAACAUUUUUUUAGGGAAAAUCCCUCGGGACGAGGUUGCCCAAAUCAGCUGAACAGAGUAAAAAGAGUCGAAAAAAUUGCAUCGCCGCAAAUCACAACCCAUAUUUUCUGAAGCCUCCCAAAUGGAAUGGUGCGAAACAUGUGACUUUCCAACGGGAAUUUUCGGUUUUCCCAUGUAAAUGGUGCGACCCUCCUCGAUUUGAUUAAAAGUUGUCUUUUCCGGUUGCGGUUUCAAAUUUUCGUGGUUUUGUAGCCGGCAAAGAUGAAAAGUUUUCCCAAGUGCGACCCAUGCCUAAGUAACCAAGGGUGUCAGAUAUUAGGGACUUCGCGAAAGUAAACCAAACCAAGUGAAAAUAAGACGCGCGCGAUCUGGAGAAGGGGAUGGUGGCGGGAAAAAUAGGAUUCCCGCUCUCCACCGCCCUCUCUCUCCCCAUCCCCCGCGCGCUUUUUGCAUCACUUAUUAUUGUCUACUAUCUAGUACUAUCUUGGAGCCUGGUACGGGGUAGCCAGUUGUGACUAAUGGUUAGCCUGUGCACAGACCCUCGAAUUUUCUGUUCAAAGUCCGUCGAGCGCGCGUGAUAAAAAUAAAAACCCCGGGGGACUUAAUGACCGCCAGGGCAAGGGGGUGGACUCGCCGAUGUUUUUUGGGUUUUCGAAAAGAACGAAUAACGAAAAGACAAAUAUAACAACGUCAGUGUACAGGCUAACUAAAGGUAAGCUCCAUUAGUCUACUUCUGACACUGCAGAGGUGCUUGUUUUUCAUGGAAAUAUGGACCACUUGCUGGGAGUUCUCCAAGUUUUUCUUCCCAGCCGACUGGGUCACUGACUGAAAAAAAAAAAACGUCUCUUUCAUGUGUUCACCAGGCUCAAAACUCGACAUCACAUUCCUAUCGUUGACCUCCAAGUUAUCCAUGUAUUUGUUACUCGCUACUCUGGCCAAGUGGAAAUCUAUCUAGGUUUUUUCAAAUGCGUUGUCACUGUCUUUUCUUUGUUUCUUCAGAGACCAGUAUGAUCGUGAGCAAGCUCUAGACGAUUUCAAAACCGGCAAGGCCAAAAUCCUCAUAGCAACAGACGUAGCUUCAAGGGGAUUGGACAUUCGUGGUGUCACGUGAGUUAUCUCUCUCUCCAGUAAGGUCCUUUUGGUAAUUUCUCCUAAGAACAGCUACCAAUUUAGUCUGCUACACAGCCGUUUUUAUGUCGUCACGCAACGCUCCUCCCACAAGGAGCGUUGCGUGACGACUCUAAAAACGGCUGUGUAGCAGACUACUACCAAUUGGAAUGAGAUUGUUUAGUAUGUAGUACUGGCUUACUUUCAAAGUCAUACAAUACCGUAAGAAAAUUUAUGACAUAGCUUUUUGGUGAGUAUUUCUCAGUAUGUAUAUAAUAAAUCCUCAAUUUAGCCUCCGAGGGGCUUAUUUAUUUCAACUACGUUGGAAGGGGGAUGGGGCUCUUCAGCGAAGACGAUGAUACAUGUAAUUCUCCAUAAAAACUAGCCUUCAGUAGCUCAGUGGUUAGAGCAUCCGAUUUAGUACUGGGAGGGUCGUGACUUCGAUUCUCACUCAGAGCCCGGAUUUUUUCUUAGCUUUCUGUUGUUAGCCGGAUUCUCCUUCUUUCAAGUUAUGAAACUUAUAAGUAUUAGUUAUUCGGCGGUACACCCACUAAUAUAUUUCCUUGUUAUUUUCCUCUAGGUGUGUUCUUAACUUUGACUUUCCUCGCAGUAUAGAAGACUACGUACAUCGAAUCGGCCGCACAGGAAGGGCCGGGUAAGUUUAGGCUCGGAUCCACACCGGUUUCCACCGUUUUACGAAAAUCGGGCAGAUUUUUCAUAAAUUAGUCCAUUUUUCAUGGCCAAUAUCUUGUCUGAAUGACUCGGAAACCUAGGAAAGGUGACUUUGGGGAGUUGAAAUCAAAAAAAUUUCACUGAGGUGCAUCCCCCGGACCUGUCUAGAAGCUUGCGCCCUCGAACCUCGAUUAAGAAAUCGGUCAGUAUUUAUUCUAGAUCCGCCCCUGAAGUUCUUCAUUUUUAUCCUGCACAGACAGAUCAUUCUGUGUUUUGACUGUAAACUAACUUUAGAUGGCCUGUUAUCUUGCAGUAAAAAGGGUACAUCGCUUACGUUUGUGACGAGAGAUGACUGGAGACAGGCUCAUAAACUGAUCAACAUUAUGGUUGAAGCAAAUCAGGUAACGGACAUAUUUUCAAGGCAUAGAUAAACACUAGGCCACUGUUGUUCAAAGGGUGGAUAGCGCUAUCCACGAGAUAUAUCUCUAUCAAGCGGAUAACGCGUUUGCUUUCCAUAAUACUUAUCCACUGGAUAGUGAUUUAUCCGGUGGAUAGCGGUAUCCAUUGUUUGAACAACCAGGGGCCUUAUUUUGUAUACUUAGGGCCUGUUUACAUGGAGGUGGGGGACCCCAGGUAGGUGAGGUAACCCGAUUAGGUGGGGUAACCCACUGUCCAUAUAAUCUCUCAUUUUAAUGUGGUCACGUUUACAUGUUGGGUGGGGUGACCCGCCACAUGUUACCUCACCUACCUGGGGUCCUCCACCUUCAUGUAAACAGACCCUUAAUGUAAGUUCGAUUAUUUUCAAAAAUGUAACACUUUUGAUGGAGAAAGUGAUGGCGUACUUUAAAAUAAACUCCUUUGCUUCUUACGUGUUUACUGUGGCCACCUCCUUCUGACAAAAGCCUUCUCAAUUUUAAGUCCGCAUAGCAGGUUGUAGGGGAAAUUUAAAUAUUUAUUACUGUAUAUACGUGACGUCGUUUUGAGUACUUACAAAUAAAUACAACGGACAGAACAUCCGCUAGUACUAAUUUUAUGGUACUGUUGAGCAAACACAAAUUCAAAGCAGCUACAUGUAGGCACAAGACUCUAACUCUAAUUACUAGUUUUGCCUGAGAAAAUGUACCAGACAGGAACCUUUUUUGGUUGAUUUUACUUCUCAUGAAACCCCAAAGAAUAUCAAACCACGUUAAAGGGAACCUCCACUCUUACUACAGAAUAAGUUUAAAUCGAAUAAAAUUAUGUUGAUAAACAAAUUUGUUCGAAAUUUGUCCUUAGAAAAGUGUUUAUAUCAGGAAAAGUGAAUUUUAAAAUCGCUUAUUUUCACUUUCAAAUUUCGCGGGCGCCGCCAUCUUGAAUAAUUGUGACGUGUUAUGGUUGCUCUAUUGUUCUGACACAAAGAGCUUUUGUUUAAUAACAAUAGGGCAACCGUAACACGUCACAAUUAUUCAAGAUGGCGACGCCCGCAAUUAAGGCAGAUUAUGAAAGAAUAUUACAGUUUCCCCCUUAAGCAGCUAAAACAAGGUAAUAGAAAAAAAAAUACCCUUUACCCUGUUGGUUUACAGGUAGUACCUGAUGAAUUAGCAGACAUGGCGCAGCGCUACGAAGAGUUCCGUGAGAGGAACGGCUACAAUAAUGAAGGAGGAGGGAGGGGAGGUAGAGGAGGAGGUAUGGAUGUAUUUGUUUUGUUGAGUGCAUGUGUCUUAAUCCUCCUCAGGGGUCUCUCUUACUUUGUACGUUGGGGGAGGGAGGGUAGAGAGACUAGCAAGGUAACCCAACACGGAGGGGAUGACGCGCUUCUCUUUGUUAACAUUUAAACUUAAAGACAUUUUAAAUCCAACUGAUGUCGAGACACAUUUUGAUAAAUUUCAUUGGAGUACUAUUCAGGUUUAAGUUUGGGUCAUAGCAGAGGAAAACCGUUUCUUUCCCUUCUGUUUAUAUCGAUUUGAAAGUUCGAGAACUUUAAUAUUAAUACUUUGGAGGGUAGUUGUGGUAAACAUGAGUUGCUAGGGGGCACUUGGCUUGAGAUCAGUGGCCUUUAGGGUGGUUAUUGUGGUCUCUUCCAUUCUGAUUCCCGAGACAAGGAGCUGUGUUUCAGUUGUCUUGUCGAGUUAUCGUGGAACAUUCUUCGUUUCUUGGUCCAAACCCUUAAACAUUCGUCAUUAUUUCUUCUUUGGCGUUCUUGGGCUCCACUUCUCGCCGUCGGGGAAUUUUUCUCUCCCCUGCUGUUCACAACACCACGUUUACAUUUUCACUGAGCUUUUAGCACCCGUUAUCAUCACAAAGGAUUCUUUCGAUAUUGCCGACUCUAGCACUUAUAGUAUACCUGGCAGGUAUAUCCCAGUACAGUUUCACCAACUGGCUUAGCUCGCCUUGAAUCUCUCCGCGGCGUAGUGUCUAGAGCGCCCAACAUGUCAGCUCAUUGAUUCAAACCCUGAUUCAUGACAUGAAUCUGCGUAAUUUUCAUCCUUUUCACUCUUGUCAUUGCUCUUCGUUUUGCAGGCGGCGGUGGCGGCGGUUGUUAUAACUGUGGUGGCAGCGGCCAUUUUGCUCGGGAAUGUCCCGAGGGUGGGGGUGACAGGCGAGGUGGGGGAGGAGGAGGAAGAGGAGGACGCGGCGGUCGAAGAGAUCGUGAUAACUUUGGGUCUGAUAUGGGAUAUGGAUUUUGGUGAUGCCCCAACCUCCCUUGUCCCACCCUUGCUGGGGAAAAGGACGUUUCAUGGCGUACUUGAGUAAGUGAAAACUGAGAUCUAUCCUGUUGUUUGGAGCGUGUCAUGACUAUGAUCAUCCAGCUCUUCCGUACGGACAGUUUACGCCCCUUCGUGCGUUCGUUUUAAUGAAGCGUCUUUCCCAAUAAGAGGUCAGUUGGAUUUUGAACGUUGGACAGUGUUAUCGUAUCUAUUUUGGAUUGGAGUGUUCGGAUAUUCUUUUAAGGCUGGGAAUCUAUCUGAAGUUCUGGAACAGUGGACGGGGAUAUUUUCACAAGGAUCAUUUCUCGCGUUGCUGAUAAUUUUACUUUCAGUUAAUCUCCCUUCCUUGUUAAUGUUGAUAGCUGGAGAUACCGUAACAUGUAGAUGUUUCACUUCGCUUACAAAUUUAAAUGGCGGAUUAUUUUACAUGAUUGUAUGAAAGAAAUGUCUUUUAGACGUUCUCUGUCUAUAUCAGUCAGGGUUUAUAAUGGUAAUUAAACUUAGUGGAGUACAAUUUGGUCUCAAAUCAUACGCGUGAUUUUAAAAUCGCGCGAGUUCCAUUUGGAAUCACAAGUAUGGUUUCAGACCAAAAUUGCACAACAGGAAGUUCAAUUACCACUAUAUUACAGCCAUUUUGAAAUCGAAUUCAGUCAGGACCAAUAUUUUAUUGAUCAAGCAGCCGGUUUGUUGAAAAGCGAAAACAAAAAGACUUUCACAUCUUAUUUUGUAUUUGAAACAGAAAUGAUGCGAUGUAGAGCGAAAAUGGUACGAUUUAAGACAGAAAUGAUGCGAUUUAGAACAUGAAUGACGCGAUUAAGAACAGAUAUGAUUUAGAGCAAUAAAUAGUGUGAUUCAUGAAUAAAUCUCACUGCUGAGAGCCAAUCAGAUUGCAGGGAUCACCAGUGAUUUCAAAAUGGAUGUUAUAAAAGGAGUUAACUAUUCUUCCCUCUGAGUACAAGUGAUGACAUGUCUGAUAAGCCUGUCUCUUGGAAAGAUUCAUUGAAGUUAUAGUAAGGCGCGUGCCUCGGUGCCGAGCCUUAUACCUAAGAAGAAUGACUGUUCACUAUACUGAUGAUGCUUAAAACUUUCGGCGCGAAUCUGUUCACUGAGGAGAAAUCAGGACAAGCCAAAAGGGGAUUUUUUCAUUUACUAUGAUACGGUUGUUUGUUGGUUCUUACUUAGAGUUACGUGCACAUGGAUAGUUUAUUUAUUUUCGUUAACUGUUCAUUUUUUUCUAUGAUGGGCCUUUAGGCAGAAAGUGGGGCAGUUUUAACAAACAUUGUAUGAAAAGUGUGAAAAGAAAAUGACUCGUUAUUCAUGGAAACGUCUUUAAAAUUUCCUAUAUCAUCGCUUCUAACCAACGAAUGAACUUUGUUUUCAAACGAAAUUUGUAAAACUUAACGUGGGAAAAGAAUUUCUAAAUAAGCCGUUCGCCCUCUCAAUGAAUUCAUUGGAAUCUCGCAGUAAGAAAUUUUGGAAUUUUAAGUUGGCUCACUUGCGAAGAAAGGGUUAAUAAUCAUAAAGGAAAUAAAAAAAUAGAGUUUAUUGUAAAGUUUAUGUAGGAGUGUCUAAUUGCGCAUGCGCGAGUAGCUUUUUGCGUGAAGCUUUAUUCGAGGUACUAAUAUCCAGCUUUUGAUUGUGAACCCAAGGGAACACUUCUAAUCAAACAAAACAUGCAAAAGAAGAUAUACCGCAAGCAAUGAUUUUCAUCUCCCAAUAGAAACAGUUGAUUAUAUUUUGUUGUAUCGUCAAACCCUGUUGGCGAGCUGAAGAUUUGUACUUGUUGCUUAUACUUGACAUUCUUUACAUAUAGUGUUUUAAAUUAUUACUUGAAUUGUCAUUAAGAUGAA
Messenger RNA from Porites lobata, 21587 nucleotides. The record is from the annotation of a GenBank genome assembly. Lineage: Eukaryota; Metazoa; Cnidaria; Anthozoa; Scleractinia; Poritidae.